This is a messenger RNA of Penicillium olsonii, 951 nucleotides long. The record is from the annotation of a GenBank genome assembly. NCBI's taxonomy places the organism in Eukaryota, Fungi, Ascomycota, Eurotiomycetes, Eurotiales, Aspergillaceae.
AUGGCAACCGUUGUGAGAUUUCUGGUAUUCUUGGUUCAGGCUCUGCCUUCUCUUGGUCUCCUUCAAUCUCCCAAUAUCCGCGAGCUAUAUAGGUUUCCAAACGGAACUUGGCUCGAAAACAUCGCAGUGCGGCCCAACGGCAAUCUUCUUAUCACGGAUGCAACAACAUCAAGUCUCUGGGAGAUCACACCGUCAACAGAUUCCAUUCGCAGCUCUCCCCGUUUGGUUCACCACUUUGACGAAGCAAAAGACAUGGGCGGAAUCGCUGAACUUACACCGGAUACAUAUGCAGUCAUUGCCUCCAACUCCGUCUGGAAGAUUGACUUAAGCAAAGACCGUCAUUCCCCAUCGCCAGUUCGAAUCGCGGAUAUUCCCGCUGGAUUUCUGAACGGAAUGGCUGCACUCGAUGGAGGGAAUGCUGUUGUCAUCUCCGAUUCCCGCCUAGGUCUUGUGUGGUAUCUCAACGUCCAAUCUGGCAAUUAUAGCAUCUCCCACCAACAUGAGACCAUGCAAGCAAAUUCUGACUUGGGAAUGUUGAUCGGAGUCAACGGGCUGAAGAUCAUGGAGGAUUACAUGUAUUACAGCAAUAGUCCGAAGCAAAUAUUUUGUCGUGUUAGAAUCGACACACGUACCAGCCGAGCAAUGGGACCUUACGAAAUCAUCAGCUAUAACACACUCGCUGACGACUUUGCGAUUGAUCCACGGAGAAUUGGGUAUCUUGCCAGUUUGACAAACAAUGAGAUCAUCAAGGUUUACCCUGACGGGCUUCACGAGGUGGUCGCUGGGGCGGAAUAUUCAAGAGUCUUGAUGUCUGCUACCGCUGCUGCUUUCGGCAGGACACAAAGUGAUCGCCAUGUUCUUUAUGUCACGACUGGAGGUGAAACAGAGCCUCCUGUCCAUGAUACAGCGUCCUUGGGAGGGAAGGUAAUGGCAGUCUUCAUUGGGAGCUAG